AUGGCUUCGCUCGGCUGGAUCGUGGCGGUCCGGGCGGCGCGGGGGCCCUGGCGGCGGGUGGCGCGCACGGCCGCGGGGCUCCGGGGCCCCUGCCCGGGGAGGGGCUACGCCGUAGGCUCUGCUCAGAGCCCACCCACUUUUGGGUUCCUCUUGGACAUCGAUGGUGUGCUAGUGCGGGGCCACAGGGUGAUCCCCGCCGCUCUGGAGGCGUUCCGCAGGCUGGUGAACUCCCAGGGGCAGGUGCGGGUGCCCGUGGUCUUUGUCACCAAUGCUGGGAACAUCUUACAACAUGGCAAAGCCCAGGAGCUGUCAUCACUCUUUGGGUUCAAGGUGGAUCCCGACCAAGUUAUUCUCUCUCACAGCCCCCUGAAGCUCUUCUCACAGUUCCACGGGAAGCGGAUGCUAGUGUCUGGGCAGGGACCUCUGGUGGAAAAUGCCCGAGCACUCGGCUUCUGGAAUGUGGUUACUGUGGACGAGCUGCGAAUGGCUUUCCCCGUGCUUGACAUGGUUGAUCUCGAGCGGCGGCCGAAGACCACGCCCCUUCUGAGGAACGACUUCCCAGCCAUUGAAGGAGUGCUCCUCCUUGGUGAGCCUGUCCGCUGGGAGACAAGCCUGCAGCUGAUCAUGGACGUCCUCCUCAGCAAUGGGAACCCUGGGACUGGUCUGGCCACAGCCCCCUACCCCCAUCUCCCUGUCCUGGCCAGCAACAUGGACCUCCUUUGGAUGGCUGAAGCCAAGAUGCCCAGGUUUGGCCACGGCACCUUUCUCCUGUGCCUGGAGACCAUUUACCAGAAAGUCACAGGCCAAGAACUGAGAUAUGAGGGCCUGACAGGCAAACCCAGCAUCCUCACUUACCAGUAUGCAGAGGACCUGAUCGGGCAGCAGGCGGAGAGGCGGGGUUGGGCCGCCCCCAUCCAGAAACUGUAUGCUGUAGGUGAUAACCCUAUGUCUGAUGUCUACGGUGCCAACCUGUUCCACCAGUACUUGCAGAUGGCAAAGCACGAAGGGACAGGGGAGCUAGGAGCCUGUGGUCUGAAGAAGCAGCGGCCAUCCGCAACUCAGAGCUGCGCCUCCAUCCUCGUGUGCACUGGCGUGUACCACCCCAAGGACCCGGAGACAGUGGAGCCUGCCCAGGGCAGGGAGGAACCUCCAUUCCACGGGCACCGGGACUUCAGCUUCAGUCCAGGGCUUAUGGAGCCAUCCCACAUUGUGAACGACGUGGAUGAGGCUGUGCAGCUGGUUUUCCGCAAGGAGGGCUGGGCUUUGUAGUGAGGGCUGGGCAGUGGAGGCAAGGGGAGCCUGGAGGCGGUGUUGAAUCUGGUUCUUAAGUCAGCCUGGCUCCCUUUCCCCACCCCCCUGCUGCCUCAGGAGGGUCACAUUACUGGUCACUUGGAAGAAGACAAUGGCAUUUUACCUGCUAAGCAGUAGCCAUGGAAAUGUACCCUGAAUGGCAUUUUGGGUAGAAUUACCAGGAUUUCCUGGACCCAGUUCCCGCUCUGCCUCUCCUGGCAGUCUGACCUCAGGCCAGUCCCUUCACCUCUGUGCCUCAGUUUCCUUCCCAUUUCAGUAUAAGGACUUCUGAAAAAAGAGGAGGUAGUGUGGAAUAAUGUGGAAUUUUGUAGCGGGCUUGUGCCCACACUGAGGGAACCACUGCAUGCCAGCAAGGCAUGUAGCUAACACUCAGAUACUGCUUUUUACUGUAUUUUAGUUUAUUGCCCAGAGACUUUGGGGCUUAUUUUUUAAACUUAAAAUAAUCAUAAUAAAUAUUCAUUAUUCUGUCUCUUAUGAUGCUCUGGAUGGUACUGCUAGUCCUGCGGGGGAAGGAGAGUGGGUGAGCAUUGCGGGUGACCUUGAGGCAGAGAGACUUGUGGCAUUUCACUCCCACGAGGUGCUGACUGACGUCUCUUCUUAUCUCUGCUCCUCUUCUUCCCACCCCCAAACCCACACCCAGUCUGGGCUGUGAAGCUGAGUCUGUCUAGAAAUGACUUACAGCCAGGCUUUGGCAUACUUAGCAACUGGUGUGGAGAAGAAGGGGAAUCUCAUUUUUUAUCUUGUUUUAAAGGAAGGGCUUUUGUGUGGUGACUCUAGAAAGUAUGUGUAUGUUCCUGUAACCCUUUCUCCAGAUGUAAUCCAAUUCCAUUUUUCUUUUGUCUGUGUCAUCCAUGACCUCAGUAUUGCCAAGUCCCUUCGUCAGUUCUUACCCUCAUCUUACUCAUUCAGUUGCAUUUGACACAAACUGCCUCCCCUCUUUACUUUGUUAUAUCUGACUGACUUCUCGACAUCUCUUUUUUGGGUGCAAAGUAGUUUAGAGGUGAGGGAGCAAAGGAGCUUGUGAAAGAGCGGCCAGUGAAACAGGAGGAGCCUCGAGGGCUGGUGUCCUGGAAGCUGAGUAAAGGAGGGAGUGAUGAACUGUGUCCUCUUGGAGAUGGCUCUGCCUCAUGAGGUGGUGAUCAUGCAGGAGGAGAGGCCCAGUCCUUGGGCCUCUUGUUAUCUCCACUCACUCUAUCAGAACUUACAACGUCCAAAAGCAAACACCCCAGUCCUACUCUUCCAGUACCCCGAGCACAAUCCAGUUUGUCCUGCAGCCUUUCCCAAUUUAGGCAGUAGUCACUCCUUCCUCCUCAUUGCCUAGGCCAAGUACUUGGAGUCAUCCCUUGUCUUCUCUCUCCCUCUCAUAUCCCACAUCCAGUCCUUCAGCAAAUCCCGUGAGCUUUGCCUUCAGAGUAUAUCCAGAGUCUGACCACUGUCCCUUCCCUCUGUCCUCCCCAUUUCUUCUUCACUCAUGGGCCUCUAUAAGUCAGAUCAUGUUUAUUCUCUCAUCAUAACCCUCCUGUGACUUCCCAUCUCAGAGUAAAAGCCAAAAUUCCUAACCUCAACUCAAAGGCCUCUGCAUCCACAGACCUCACCUGCUGCUUUCUCCGUGGAUCAGUUCACACCAGCCGCGCUGGCCACCUUGCUGUUCCUUGACGCACCGUACACACUCCUGCUGGGGCCUCUGCGCUUCCAGUUCCU
Molecule: messenger RNA, 3012 nt
Organism: Loxodonta africana (African savanna elephant)
Lineage: Eukaryota; Metazoa; Chordata; Mammalia; Proboscidea; Elephantidae
Gene: HDHD5
Product: haloacid dehalogenase like hydrolase domain containing 5
Exons: 8
Coding region: 1-1269 (422 amino acids)
Biological process (GO): glycerophospholipid biosynthetic process
Cellular component (GO): mitochondrion
Source: RefSeq, a predicted model, not a curated record